UUCCUAGCAGGCUGAAGUUUUGGAGAAGGACGGAGGUGGAGGAGGAAAAAAAAAGUAGCAGAAAAGUCUGCAAGUUUAGAAAUGGCUUUUCGUAGACGAAACAAGAGCUACCCGUUCUUCAGCCAAGAGUUCCUCAUUCAGAACCACGCAGACAUCGUCUUCAGUCUGGUCAUUUUUAUUUUGAUAGGGCUGAUGUUUGAGGCCACGGCAAAAACGGCCAUUCUCUUCAUUCAGCCACAGUACAACGUCAGCACGCUGACCCCAGAUGGAGAGGUGACUCUGUAUCAUUAUGGAUGGAAAGACUGUGCCACUGUCCUGUUCUAUCUCUUCAUCACCAUCAUCCUCCAUGCUGUAGUCCAGGAGUACAUACUGGAUAAAAUAAACAGGCGUCUCCACCUGUCCAAGAGUAAAAACACCAAGUUUAACGAGUCUGGCCAGCUGUGUGUGUUCUACCUGGUCUCCAGCUUAUGGAGCUUCUACAUCCUCGCCACUGAAGGCUACAUUCUGCAUCCCAGCAACCUGUGGGAGAACUACCCCCACUCUCACCUGAGGUUCCAGGUGAAGUUUUUCUAUCUCACUCAGCUGGCUUAUUGGUUUCACGCUCUGCCUGAGCUCUACUUCCAGAAAGUGCGCAAGGAGGAGAUUCCUCGUCGGCUGCAGUAUAUUUCUUUGUACCUGUCUCAUAUCCUGGCGGCGUACCUGUUAAAUUUGACCCGUGUGGGGUUGGUGCUGCUGUUUCUGCAGUAUCUCUCUGAGAUGGGCUUUCAUCUCUCCAGACUUAUCUACUUUAUCGAUGAGACGCAUCAUAAAAUGUUCGAGCUGUGGUCAGUAGGGUUUGUGCUUACCCGUAUGGUGACUCUGACGCUGAUGUUCUUGGCUGUGGGCUUCGGUUUGGCACGGUCAGAAAAUCAAACCCUCGACUGGGAGGCAGGCAACUUCAACACGCUCUCCAUCAGGUUGCUGGUGUUGUUCUUGGUGUGUUCCACCCAGUCGUGGCUGCUGUGGAAGUUCUUCCGUUUCCAGUUGAGGCGAACACGGGAGUACAGACUGGAACAGGCCAGGAAGAGAGCAGCUGCCAAGCAGCAAACUCCCCGCGCACUGAAAAGAGACUCAGUCGGUCACCAUGAGAACGGAGUUCUUAAGGCGGAGAACGGAACGUCACCCAGACUGAAGAAGCUUAAAGCCCCUUAACCCCACCUCCUCCUUUGGGCUGGCCGUGCAGCACAGGACAGGAACCGUGAACUGCUUCUUGCUCGGAUCUUCAGAGACUGAGGGUGGUUCGACAUUCCACGCGGGAUGUGACGUCGCGUUGAUAUAUUUGCACCCUCGAAAGACCAUCGGCUUUUCUUCUCAUUCUUUUUCUGUUUCAUUAUCAGUAUUUUUUACAUUCCUUACAUUUUUUUUUUUCCUAUUUGUUUUGCUUUCUCAGUUUUUCUCACCCAUCAGCAGCUUUUGAAGCCAUUUUUGCCUUUGAUGUUUUCUGAGUCAGUACUGUAUUACUGGCCUGCCCUGGGGAGGUGCUAAAAGGACCUAAAGUGGCCCAGGAAGGACCCCCAGUGAGCAGGUCAACCCCAAAGUGUGAAUAUUAAAGCGAUAGCUUGGUGAUUAAUAUCAAAUCAUUGUAAUUUUCUCCUUUAUCCCAAAUUUAGUUGGUCAGCACCGCGUUUAUUGGUGGUGUUAUAAGCUUCUUUGCUUGGUAGCUACGUGUAGUAGUGGUUGACAUUUGUCCUCAGAUGUGAGCUUUGCGAGAGCUGUUAUGCCACAAAGAAUCGCAGAUAAUGCAACGUGCAAACAAUGCAAACCUAACAUUAGCACGUUUAGCUGACUGUCAGAGAUGUUUCAAUCACAUUUCAGAUGAAAAUUUAAGACCCUCGAAAUCAGUUGCAUCUGAACUAAGCCGUUUUGUUUUCAAGGCCGUGGACAUAAAGGAAUAGCCAGUCUUUUAGGGUUAGCCUAACAUGGGCGAGGAGCCACCUGACUGGGUCAGACAGUGUUGUGGUCUUCCUACCUUGUCAAGCCGUGGACAAGCUGGGGUCACUUGCUGUAUUUUCCGAUUUUCCAGCAGUGGAACUGUCGGAGGAGUGAGUGGGACGCACAUGUGAGACAAAUGACUUGCGAGGCUGAAGUUGGCGUCUUAUUCGAAUUUGCUGUUCCGCCUUAAAUGGUGCAGCAGUUGCAUUCAAUCACCUGUACCGAUGCCAGAAUGUAACUGCUGCUCCUUUUAAGGUGGAACAGAAUACUCAAAAGCAAAGCUACCAGACUUCAGCUUUGUAGUUCACGCGUUACUUAACAUUUAGCACUAUUUUUGCCAGAAAGCGGUACUGACAGGUUUUUUUAAAAAAUAUAUUUAAAAAAAAACAGAUUUACUUUAAUUCUUUAAAAAUGGUCUUUUUUUAAAUGAUGGGACAUCCCAGUAACAAAAAAGCCACUGUUAAUCUACAAAAAUGGGUUUGAGCAUCUAAAGGGGGUUUAUUUAAUAAAAAAUGAGCUUCGUAGCUCCAGUGCAAAGUAAAGAAUCAGACUUCAGACUCUGAGCAAGUCUUGGCUGAUCAACUACAUUUAGGGUAAUGGAGAAAAAGGUGUAAAUUUGAUUCUUUUUGCUAAACUAUCGCUUUCAAACUAAAGGGCUGAUUGUCGAGAGCUGGGUCUCGUAGACACCUAUGUGUGCCUUUAACUGAGCAACAGGAACUGAAAAUAAAAGGGAUACAAGACCAGA
Pygocentrus nattereri (red-bellied piranha) is the source of this 2716-nucleotide messenger RNA. It is a transcript of the gene tram2, whose product is annotated as translocation associated membrane protein 2. The record is from RefSeq and is a predicted model, not a curated record. Gene Ontology annotation, cellular component: endoplasmic reticulum membrane. The transcript has 11 exons. NCBI's taxonomy places the organism in Eukaryota, Metazoa, Chordata, Actinopteri, Characiformes, Serrasalmidae. The coding region runs from base 82 to 1191 and encodes 369 amino acids. Gene Ontology annotation, biological process: SRP-dependent cotranslational protein targeting to membrane, translocation; protein insertion into ER membrane.